Molecule: messenger RNA, 7219 nt
Organism: Uranotaenia lowii
Lineage: Eukaryota; Metazoa; Arthropoda; Insecta; Diptera; Culicidae
Exons: 4
Coding region: 6548-7129 (193 amino acids)
Source: RefSeq, a predicted model, not a curated record
AAACGUCAAAACUAAAGCUCACGAAAAUGUAAACAAAUUUUCAAUUAUUAUUGUCUCAUCAUUGAUAGUUUUUCCAAUGGAAAACUUAAGAUUCUUAAUGAAAACCUGCGGUUUUGUAACUUGGAUUUGUUUACUCAACUGGAUUAUACACAAAACAUGCUAAUGACUCUCUACACAUUGUGAAAAUUACUAAAUUAACAGAAUCGAUAAUAUUUUAAGGUAAGUGGAAUUUUAUCUUUGUAGAGCAAUCAAGUUGUCUUAUUUUUAAUUUCUAUUUACAGAUUACGUGUUGAUUUGCAUUGAACUAGGAUAUAAUUUUUCGUUAAUCGAAGUGUUAUGAGAAUGUCAAAUGUUUUUCUUUGAAUUGGAGCAAAGAAAACUUGACAUAUUGAAAGAACUUUUCGAAACUGACGUGUUCAGUUCGUUUCAAUGCUGAAAUUCAUACGAGUUCAAUUCGUCAGACUUAUCUUCUGAGACCUCUUGACAUUGACCCAGGAUACACACCUCUUAAAAGAGUAUUUUAUUGCUGUGGAACAGACUUGUUUAUGCUGCAUCAAGCUAGCCGUCAUAGCUGGGGUAACAAAAUGUUACUGUUUCUUCAGAAAUGAACCAUGGAAGGUUCCUGUUAUCCUCUGGCCAUUCAAAUCCUCCAGGAUAUAUGUGUUGGUGCCCAAUUUCUGACGAACUCGAACCUUUGUAAACUUGGGCGCUAGUUUACCCACGAAAUUCUUCGAUUUGUCUGACAAGUGUACGUUUUUCUUGAACACUACAUCUCCACAUUCAAAAUUAUGUUUCUUGUUCGCUCGGAGGUUAUAAGUAAUCGAAUAUCUUUUAUACGCCUUAAGGAGAUUCUCGCGAACCGUUUGCCACAGCUGUGUUUGCUCUGCUGGGCUAAAAGAAACUUUCAAAUUGUCAGUCAAAUUCCUUAGAUGAUCGUAUUCUUUCCCAGAGCUUAUCAUGUUACGUCCAAAGUUAAGAAAAUAAGGUGUAAACCCGGUGCUAUCGUGCACAUUAGUUCGAAUCGCCAUCGCAAUUUGCGGUAUCGACUCAUCCCAGUUCUUAUGGUCAGUACGACGGUUUAAAGCGCACCGUAUCGCCGUAACGAUGACCCGAUUGACUCGCUCAGUUGGAUUUGGACUAGGGUGAUAUACUGCUAGAUUCCAAUGGGUAACACCGUACUUGGACAACAAAUUCUCGAAUUCUUUACAUAGGAAGACUUUGGCAUUAUCGGUAAUGCAAACGGAAGGCGCACCGAACAGAGUGAAUAUUUGGUUCUCGGUGAAGGUACAAACGCCUAUGGCGGUAGCGGACCUCAUACAUUGUACCAUAACAAAUUUUGUAAAGAAAUCGGUAACAACCAGCAACCACAUAUUACCUUUCUUGGACCGGGGAUACGGACCUAAGAAAUCCAUCGAGAUUAACUCCCACGGCCGUGAACACAUCUUUGGAUUUCCACAGACCGGAGUAACGUUUAUGUUCGGGGUUUUAGAUUCCUUACAAACAAGGCAGGCGAAGCAAAACCGUUUCACUUCCGACGACAUACGAGGCCAAUAAUACUUUUCCCUGAGCUUGGCCAAGGUUUUCAGAAAUCCUAAGUGCGCUUCUUCGUGAAUAGCCUGAAUCAACGGUUUUCUUUCCAACAACGGGACCACAUAUUUCCACCGCAUGCCAGGAUCUUCAGUCAAUGAAGUAUUGGUAACAAACUUAAAUACUUUUUCGUCAAUGAUUUGGAAAUCUUUGUAUCUUUCCGGGAAAUUUCUAAUUUGACUUUUCAACUGAGAGACAUAUGUGUCUGGAAGUGGACUAUCUACGACACAUAAGCUUCGCGACAACGCGUCGGCCGAAAUGUUUUCAGAGCCCUUUUUGUACUGCAACACCAUGUCAUACUUUGACAAUUUCAAUGCCCAUCGAGCGAUCCUUGGCGAUUUUGACUCGAUAGACAUGGUACGCAAAAACGUUAGAGACAUCGCAUCGGUCUGAAUCACGAACUGGCUUCCUUCUAUGAAGUGCCGGAAAUUUUCAAUGCUCAGCAGAACUGCUAGGCAUUCCCGUUCUGUCGCGCUAUACUUCCGCUGAGUGCUUGACAACUUUUUUGAGUAAUAUGCAAUACAACGUCGUUCUCCUUCGAGGACUUGAGUGAGAACGGAUCCUACUGCUAAGUCUGAACUGUCUGUCUCUAUUAUAAAAGGAACAGAAAAGUCCGGAUUAGCUAAGAUAGGCGCGGAUACUAAUGCGGUUUUUAAUUUCCCUAACGCCUCGUCGGCUUCCUGGGUCCAUGCAAAUGUUUUACGGUCUUUUUUCAAAAGAUUACUUAUCGGAGUGGUGAUUUCAGAAUAAUCCUUUAUGAAUUUCUGAUAGAAACCCGCUAAACCCAAGAGUCGUCGUACGUCUUUGACAGACUUGGGGGUACUAUAGUCCAAGACGGGUUGGAUUUUGGCCACGUCCAUAGACAGGCCAUCCUCGGUUAGUACAUAACCAAGGUAACGGACCUGCUUCUGACAGAAUCGAGACUUAAUUAUAUUGAUAGUUAACCCGGCACGUUUUAAUCGAAUCGCGACUUCCUUAAUCAAUCUCAGGUGUUCCUCCAACGUGAGAGAAGUGAUGAUUAUGUCAUCUAAAUAGACAUAAACGCGAGGCUCCAUGUCAUGUCCGAUGACCUUGGACAUCAAGCGAAUCAUUGUCGCAGGGCUGUUAGCUAACCCAUAGGGCAUUACCGUGAACCUAAAGACCGACUUAGUGGUCCUGAAUGCCGUCUUAUCCUUUGCCGAGGAUUCUAAGCUAACCUGAUAGUAAGCUUCAGAUAAGUCUAUGACCGAAAAAUAUCUCGAUUUUUGUAUUCUUUGUAGGAUGCCAACCAUAUUCGGAAACGGAAAGUCAUCUUUCCGAGUAGCUGCGUUUAGUCGUCGUGAAUCAAGACAAAUCCUCCACUUGCCGUUUGCCUUUCUGACUGGCAAGAGUGGAUUCAAGAAAUCUACCGGACCUUCGCAUUCUUCGAUAACACCGAGUUUCAGCAUGCGUUCAAUCUCGGCAUCUAUAACGGAUUCUACCUUGGGAGACCAUUUGUAUGAAGCGAAUUUCUUCGGCCUCAUACCCGGGAUUAGAUCUAUAGAAUGCUUUAAGACUUUCGUUCUACCUAAUUUUCCUUCCACCGUAACUGGCAAUUCGGAGAUGGCUUCGAAUAGAGUUUUCCUUUCUUGCACGGUGAGAUCAUGCUCAGUUACAAUAUCUUCCGGCUUAUCAAUCGUUUUGUCAGGGAUUUCUAUCGUUGGCAUAUCAAGACUUUCAUCUUCUUCUGGAACAACAACCUUGAACUUACUGUCGAGCUCAUCUGUCGGCGACAGCUGAAAACAGAAAUUUUCAGACUGUUCACUAAAAUAAUCUUCAAUUACUAAUAAUUGAUUUGGCGUGGAUGGACUUGCCUCGUUUUCGGAAUAACUUUCUACGGGAAUUGAGGUAUUAGGACUUAUUAAUUGAAACCCGAAUUUCUUGAGAAAAUCCAUUCCCAAGAUCAACGGUUUGGUCACCUCAGGUACCACUACUGUGGGAAUCACGUGAGUUGUUUCCUGAUAGGUAAACGGAAUGUUGACAAAUCCGAGACAUCGAUAUGCUGUUCCGUCAGCUGUUGAAACUUUCAAAUUUACAGGGUUGAUUUUCAGGCCGAGCUUUUCAAUCAACGGUAACGCACUAAUCACGGACACACUCGCUCCAGUGUCUGCAAGACCAACUACAUUUUCGGACAUGAUUUUCAAACUUAGGUGAGGGCAUUUGCUAGUGAAGGUGUUAAUCUGAAAUGUUCGUUCAAAAUAUUCGAAAUUAGGAAUAGGAACCUCUACGAAAUCGCGGUCAGGAGCUUGGUUCCUUAAGUCUCCCAUCCUUAUUCGUUUUUUGACUCGUUAGUCACAGAAUAUCGUGAACGCAUUUGGUGUCGAUUUGGACAACGAAAAGCAGUGGUAUCCGGAUGACCACACAUGUGACAGAAUAUCAACUUACUCUUGUCACAUUCUCUCCACAAAUGGCCUAUUUUUCGACAAUUCCAACAAACCAUUACAUCAGUUACGUUAUUCCCCGAGUCCGUUUUCGUUGUUCGACCACCAGUAAAUUUCGUGUCUGUUUGCGACUUGAUAACGCAAACAUCUUCAGUUUCUUCAUGGGUCAAGUUACCUUCAUUUUUUUCUAAUUCUUCUUCUUCUAGACAAUUCAACGGUACGUUACGAUUCAAAGGCUUCAGGUGGUUCAAAUUGGUUUCUACAGCAUCUAGCUUGUAACACAACUGAGCUAGGUGUUCAAUCGAGUAGAUUGGUUCCAAAGCUAACCUUCUUUUAUAUCCUAGCCUCAUGUUUUCGAAAAUAAUGUCAAACUUCUCCUGCUCAGUCAUUUUUUUAGUCAUUCUUCUUGCUAGAGUUUCGAUGUCAGUUAAAAAUGAACUAAAUUUUUCGUUAGGCUUUUGCUUUCUAUUACGCAUUUCUUCCUUGAAUGAUCGAUCACGAUUUGGAUCGUCGUAUCUCAUGAGUAGCUCACUAACUAAUUUCCCCCAAGACGUGAAACGUUCUUCGUACGUGGUGUACCAAUUGUACGCAUCAUCACGGAACAACAGAUGCGCGUGUAUGCGUAAAUCUUCCUGAUCAAUGCCAUACGAACGACAUAGCAGAUUGAUUUGUCGGAGGAAGUCAACAACAGGUACCUGAUUGGCGUCUCCGCUAAAUUUAGGCCAUUUCUCAAUUAUAUUGCAUUGCUGAUAGGGAAGACGUCGAGGCUGGACAAAGUUUACUUCUGCACCGUAGGGCCCCGGAAACGCGGUCCCUAUUUCCCGUUGUGUGGGUUGGUCCACCUUACCACUAGGAUGUGGUGAAGGUGGCGCAGAUUGCGAAGGUCUAACCCCAGAAAUCGGUGGAGGUUUAAAUGGGUUCAAUCCGUUCAUACUCAGAACAGGAUUGGUAUGAUCAUGAGUCAAGGAAUCGGUAACCUGAGGUCUAUAUUGAUUUGAAAUCAUCGUUGUAUUAAAGGGGUUUGCGUAACCCAGGUCUAAUCUUUGCGACUGAGGCGGCGUCGGGGCUAAAGUAGUCGGACGAGCCCUUGAAUUUUGUAACGUCACGUUCGCGAUUCUUUCCACGAGCUGAUCGAUUGCAUUCGAAUUAAUUGCGCGGUCUGACCGUAACGGUCCUUGAUCGACCAGACUAUUUACGUAUACGCGGAUAUAAUUUUCAACUUCGGAAACAUGUAAGUAUUCAUAAUCAGCGGACCGAUGCAGUUCAGGAUUUCUUGACUGCCCAAAAUUCGAAACGUUAUUUCCCGACAAGUGAUUACCCGUAAAUCCUGUACGAAAUGGUUCUCUGAUAUUCGUCGACUGCGAUACAUUCAGUACAUUUCCCGCCGAGGCCACCGGCUGACCAUUCAAUGAGCGAUCAUUAUUCCAAAUCGGCAUCGGGUUCGACCGAGUUUCAGUUACCGUCGAGGCCACCGGCUGACCAUUUACUGAGCGAUCAAUAUUCCAAAUCGGCAUUUGGUUCGGCCGAGUUUCAGUUACCGUCGAGGCCACCGGCUGGCCAUUCACCGUACGAUCGGCAUUCGAAAUCGGUAUAGCGUUCGAUGGCAGAUCAUUUCCUGUCGCGGCGUGUUCCAUUGAGGGUCGGGGAUUAGUUAAAUUUGAGAGGUCAAAUCCUAAAAAUGCGGAUUGAUUGUUAACAGAAAAUCGCGAAAAAUCUUGCAAACCGUGUUCUUGAAUACCGGAAAUUAUCGGCUGCGGAUUAGACGUCGAGGAUUGUGGUUCCGCGAGAUUCGUUUGGACGACCGAUUCAUUCGAUUGCGCACCGAGCUGAUUUUCUAACGUAUCAGAAACCUGAAGCCGUGACCCAGACAAGUCUCUAUCAAGGGUUGACGGAACAUCAAAUCCGUACCCUAAACCUUGGGAAGGAAUUCUAUAUCCAGAUGCAGUAGCCUGGUCCGUACCACGCACAUUAGUUUCCGAAAUUCCCGGUGCAUCCCUGUACGUAACUGAACCACUCGUGAGACUUCUGGCCAGCAAAUUCAAAUCGAUUUUAUAAAACUUUUCAGCCAAACUACUAACCAGAUUGGUCAAAAUCAUUUGAUUUUGUUUUUCCGAUUCAGUCUUAGGUGAAUACCUCGCUAAUCGCCGAUGAUAAUGAACGAGUCUAGUGUAUAAAUUACCAUGACGUCGACCGAUACUCAGAACUUGUUCAAUUUGUUUCAGAUUGCUGGUAAUCCGAACAUAAUCCUCUGUCAAAUCUUGUGAUGCUGGAAAACCCAAUGUCGUGGAAUCUUCCUGGUCGCGCAAAAGUGUUCGUAACGUUCUUCUUUUAGAGUUAAGUGGCUCAUUGAGCCUAGCUCCUCGCAACGAAAGCUCAUAAUCCAGCUCAUCUUCUUCAAGAUGAUCUGCAUUUAUUCGAUAAUGCUCCAUUUCAACACGUAAUCAGCGUCAGCUUCCCACAGCCAUUUAAGCGCUACAAAAAAGGUACCCGGUAUGUAGUGGUGGCUCCAGAAAGCUAGCCUAAUUUUCAACAAUCUCUGAUCGAUACUCUUGAUAAGAAAAAUGCAACCAGUAUCUGAUAUCAUCAGAGAUUUAAAGGUGCCAGCAUUUUGUGAGCACUAUGAGCCCCUCCUAGUAGAAGAAAUCAUUCUGGAAUCGCACCCUAGCCAAAUACACUAUGGAAAAUGCGCAGUCAUAGGCUAUCUUCAGCAAAAUAGCUUCUUUCUGGAAUCUCUCAAAGAACCGUGUUUGCCCGAAAAAUUCCACCUGGCUGAUGGCACUUGCAAACUGAAAGUGCAGUUCGACAACUAUCGCGGAGAUGUUCCACGUAACUCUACCGUACGCUUGUACGGAACCGUUAAGUUAGUUAGCAGUUCACCGGACUCAGCCAUGGACUGUUCCAAAGAUUUGGCAGUAGAAUUGAAGCGAUUACACCAAGAACUUCAGCAAAACCCAAACGCCAUCACCCUUCUGGAGAAACAAUGGGAUCAAAUGCGAUACGAUUACACACCGAUCUUGGAUGUGUACGGUUGUGAACGUAUCCGACAGGCUCGAGAACUAAUAACGGCUAAUUUGCGGCUUAAACGAAUAAACAAGAUACUAAAACCAAAAAUUGAGGAAAUGGAACGGGAAAUGUUCGGAUGAAUAAAAUUAUAUAAGAAGGUUGAUCUAACUUAAGCUAUGUAUUUAUUGAAUAAACUGAAAUAUAGGAAAAUGUGAAACUAAAAGGUUAUA